Molecule: messenger RNA, 2032 nt
Organism: Notechis scutatus (mainland tiger snake)
Lineage: Eukaryota; Metazoa; Chordata; Lepidosauria; Squamata; Elapidae
Gene: HSPA12A
Product: heat shock protein family A (Hsp70) member 12A
Source: RefSeq, a predicted model, not a curated record
AUGGCGGGGACCGAAGGCAUCGCAGCAGAUGCAGUUUCAACAACCUAUGCAUCUCCAGCAAGAAGUUUAGGAGAUCCAGGAAUCACACCGUUGUCUCCUUCCCAUAUUGCGAAGGACUCCGAUACCAACGAUGCCGAGGAGCAGACAUUUCUUGUGGUGGUGGCUGUUGACUUUGGCACAACUUCCAGUGGUUAUGCUUACAGCUUCACCAAGGAACCCGAAUGUAUUCAUGUAAUGAGGCGAUGGGAAGGAGGAGAUCCUGGUGUGGCUAACCAGAAGACACCAACAACUAUUCUCUUGACCCCAGAACGAAAGUUCCACAGUUUUGGUUAUGCGGCAAGAGAUUUCUAUCAUGACCUAGAUCCCAAUGAAUCAAAACACUGGCUAUAUUUUGAAAAAUUUAAGAUGAAGCUCCAUACAACUAGUAACCUCACUUUGGAAACUGACUUGUCAGCAGCAAAUGGCAAGAAAGUCAAGGCCGUUGAAAUAUUUGCGUACGCUCUGCAGUACUUUAAGGAACAAGCAUUAAAGGAACUGAGUGAUCAAGCUGGGUCAGAGUUUGAAAAUUCUGAUGUGCGAUGGGUCAUCACGGUGCCUGCCAUCUGGAAGCAGCCUGCAAAGCAGUUUAUGAGGCAAGCUGCCUACAAGGCAGGCAUGGCAUCCCCAGAGAUUCCUGAACAACUGAUAAUUGCCUUGGAACCAGAAGCUGCAUCAAUUUAUUGCAGAAAGCUCCGUCUUCAUCAGAUGAUAGACCUAAGCAGUAGAGCACCUGUCAAUGGCUACACUCCCAGUGAAACAGUUGGCUCAGGUUUUACACCAGCAAAAGAACACAUUCGACGAAAUCGACAGAGCCGCACCUUUUUGGUUGAAAACGUCAUUGGAGAAAUCUGGUCCGAGUUGGAGGAAGGUGACCGUUACAUAGUUGUGGAUGGGGGAGGAGGAACAGUUGACGUUACUGUGCACCAGAUCAGGUUACCAGAAGGACACCUGAAGGAACUAUACAAGGCAACAGGAGGGCCAUGUGGCUCUUUAGGUGUAGAUUAUGAAUUUGAAAAACUUCUGUGCAAAAUAUUUGGUGAAGAUUUUAUUGAACAAUUUAAAAUCAAGCGACCUGCUGCCUGGGUUGAUCUGAUGAUAGCGUUUGAGUCUCGCAAGAGAGCAGCGGCUCCAGAUCGGACAAAUCCACUGAAUAUCACCCUGCCUUUUUCUUUCAUUGACUACUACAAGAAGUUUCGAGGUCACAGUGUAGAACAUGCCUUAAGGAAAAGCAAUGUGGAUUUUGUGAAGUGGUCCUCCCAAGGAAUGCUGAGAAUGAGUCCUGAUGCAAUGAAUGCCCUCUUCAAACCUACAAUUGACCAAAUUAUAGAACAUCUCAGUGAGAUUUUUGGAAAACCUGAACUGAUAAAUGUAAAGUUCCUAUUCCUUGUGGGUGGAUUUGCAGAAGCCCCACUACUACAACAAGCUGUCCAGAAUGCUUUUGGCUCAAAAUGCCGAAUCAUCAUCCCUCAAGAUGUCGGGCUCACCAUCCUCAAAGGAGCAGUCCUCUUUGGUCUGGAUCCUGCUGUCAUUAAAGUGCGCCGUUCCCCCUUGACCUACGGGGUGGGAGUCCUGAAUCGUUACGUGGAAGGGAAGCACCCGACUGAAAAGUUGCUAGUUAAAGACGGCACCCGUUGGUGCACUGACGUUUUCGACAAGUUUAUCUCAGCUGACCAGUCCGUGGCGCUUGGGGAGACCGUCUCCCGCAGCUAUACCCCUGCCAAGCCUUCUCAGCUGGUCAUUGUGAUCAACAUCUACAGCUCAGAACACGAUAAUGUGAAUUUCAUCACUGAACGUGGAGUGAGGAAGUGUGGCACCCUCCGAUUGGAUCUCACAGGAAGUGACAAAUCCGUGUCAGGCCGGAGGGAAAUUAAAACGCUAAUGCAAUUUGGAGACACUGAGAUUAAAGCCAUGGCAAUUGACGUUGCCACUUCUAAAAGUGUAAAAGCUGGCAUUGAUUUCCUAAACUACUGAUUUUUUUUCUUCUUUUCCAUGG